UAUUAUAAUAUAUCCAAAUGGGAAGGUCUCCUUACUGUGACAGCUCUGGGUUGAAGAAAGGGCCAUGGACGCCUGAAGAAGACCAUAAACUCUUAGCUUACAUUCACCAGCACGGCCAUGGAAGCUGGCGCGCCUUACCGCCCAAAGCCGGUCUCGAGAGAUGUGGAAAGAGUUGUAGACUUCGAUGGACGAAUUAUCUCCGACCCGACAUCAAAAGAGGAAAGUUCAAUUCGCAAGAAGAGCAAGCAAUUGUUGAACUACAUGCCCUCCUUGGAAACAGGUGGUCUGCUAUAGCGACUCACUUACCUAAAAGAACGGACAAUGAAAUUAAAAACUAUUGGAACACUCAUCUGAAGAAGAAGCUGAUCAAAAUGGGGAUCGAUCCGAUCACUCACAAGCCAAUGAAGAACAAUAAUGAAGAAAUUAAGUCAAAAAACACCGUUAAUUCCACCCUCAGCCACAUGGCUCAAUGGGAAAUAGCUCGACUCGAAGCUGAAGAAAGAUUGGCUCGUCAAUCUAGGCUUCAACCAAUUUCAUCCUUCAAUCAAAACUCAUUUGGUUCUUCAGGCGGUGAGGAGUCUCCAACGACGUCGUCUACGGCCACUGGAAAAUGCCACCAUUUGGCCGGACAGAUGGGUAAUGCCGAUGAUCUGCCGGCGCCGUCGGGAAGUGGCGGUGCUGAAAGCAAGAAUUAUUGCUGGCCGGACGCCAUUCUUGGCGAAUUCCUGAGAUUCUGAUGAGUUUUCUUAUAUUCGAAACAUCACGAUGGCAAGUGAGUUUUAUUUUUUUUUAUUUUUAAUAAUUAAUGAUGGGAAAAGAAAAUGAUCCAGAAGAUAAUAAUGAGAUCUAAUCUUUAUAUUUAAGUUAUGACAGAAAAUUAUUAUUUUGCCAAUUAAUGUGUGAAAGUUUGAUCUUACAAUUAAUUAUGCUUUCAAUCAAUUUCUCUCUCUCCAAAUUUUUUCAAGUGUUUGAAUUAGUUGGUGAGUUUGUAUUAAUUUUUUUCUAAAGAAAAGUUUGUAUUAAUUUCUUGGCAUUGAGACC
Messenger RNA from Benincasa hispida (wax gourd), 1041 nucleotides. RefSeq names its product transcription factor MYB106-like. The record is from RefSeq and is a predicted model, not a curated record. Lineage: Eukaryota; Viridiplantae; Streptophyta; Magnoliopsida; Cucurbitales; Cucurbitaceae.